UACGUGCGUGCCGCGCGGUGCAGCCCCUUCUGCCCUCCCCCAAAACUGAAAAAAACAAAAAACCAAAAAUAUAUUUUCAGUUUGUUCGCCGCCGCCACCACCGCUUCCGCUCGGAUCUCCGGCGGAGCUACUAUCCCUACUCUAUUUACACGGAAGAAGCAAAGCAAAGCAAAAUCAGAAAAAAAAGAACUAUUCCAAAAAAUAUUUCCCAAGGCGAUUAGGGUUUAGUUUAUCAGAGUUUUUUUCGUGUAUCUAUCACUAUCUAUUUCUGAGGCGGCGAUGGCGCAGAUUCAGGUGCAGCAUCAGAGUCCCGUUUCGACUCCUCCCAACGGCGUGGCUCCCGCCGCGCCGAACGCGAACCAGUUUGUUACGACGUCGUUGUACGUCGGCGAUCUCGACUUCAAUGUCAACGACUCGCAGCUCUACGAUCUGUUCAACCAGGUCGGCCAAGUCGUUUCGGUGCGCGUCUGCAGGGACUUGACGACGCGUCGUUCACUCGGUUACGGCUAUGUUAAUUACAGUAACCCUCAGGAUGCGGCGAGGGCAUUGGAUGUGCUGAAUUUUACUCCACUGAACAACAAACAUAUUAGGAUCAUGUAUUCUCAUCGGGAUCCUAGUAUUCGGAAGAGUGGUACUGCGAAUAUUUUUAUCAAGAAUUUGGAUAAGGCUAUUGACCACAAGGCCUUACAUGAUACUUUUUCUUCUUUUGGACACAUUCUUUCUUGCAAAAUAGCAACUGAUGGUUCUGGCCUGUCUAAAGGCUAUGGUUUUGUUCAAUUUGACAACGAAGAGUCUGCACAGAAUGCUAUUGACAAGUUGAAUGGCAUGCUGAUCAAUGAUAAGCAGGUUUAUGUAGGUCAUUUCCUGCGAAAGCAAGAUAGAGAGAAUGCUCUCAGUAAGACAAAAUUCAAUAAUGUCUAUGUGAAAAACCUAUCAGAUUCAACCAUGGAUGAAGAGUUGAGGAAAAUUUUCGGAGAAUAUGGAACCAUUACUAGUGCUGUAGUAAUGAGAGAUGGAGAAGGUAAAUCAAAGUGUUUUGGCUUUGUCAAUUUUGAAAACCCUGACGAUGCUGCAAAAGCUGUUGAGGAACUUAAUGGGAAGAAAUUUGACGACAAGGAGUGGUAUGUUGGAAAAGCCCAGAAAAAAUCUGAGCGAGAACUUGAAUUGAAAGGACGAUUUGAGCAGACUAUAAAGGAAUCUGCUGACAAAUAUCAAGGUGUGAACUUGUAUCUGAAGAACUUGGAUGAUACCAUCAGUGAUGAAAAACUUAAAGAAAUGUUCUUCGAGUUUGGAACAAUAACUUCAUGCAAGGUCAUGCGAGACCCGAAUGGAAUUAGUAGAGGUUCAGGAUUUGUUGCAUUUUCAACUCCUGAGGAAGCAUCUCGAGCUCUUGGGGAGAUGAAUGGUAAAAUGAUUUCUGGAAAACCUCUGUACGUUGCCCUGGCACAGAGAAAAGAAGAGAGAAGAGCAAGGUUACAGGCACAAUUUUCUCAAAUGAGGCCUGUUGCAAUUACACCUUCUGUUGCACCCCGCAUGCCUCUCUACCCACCUGGUGCUCCUGGUCUUGGCCAACAGUUUUUGUAUGGGCAAGGACCCCCUGCUAUGAUGCCUCCACAAGCUGGAUUUGGUUACCAGCAGCAACUAGUUCCUGGAAUGAGACCUGGUGGUGCUCCCAUUCCAAGCUUCUUUGUUCCUAUGGUUCAGCAGGGCCAACAAGGGCAGCGCCCAGGGGGACGCCGAGGAGCGGGUCCUGUACAACAACCCCAGCAGCCAGUGCCUAUGAUGCAGCAGCAGAUGCUUCCAAGGGGACGUGUCUACCGUUACCCACCUGGCCGCAACAUGCAAGAUGUCCCUCUUCCAGUAGCUGCUGGUGGAAUGCUGUCUGUCCCAUAUGACAUGGGUGGUAUGCCAAUGCGUGAUACUGUGGGACAGCCAAUGCCCAUUCAAGCUUUGGCUACAGCUCUCGCUAAUGCCCCACCUGAACAGCAGAGGACUAUGCUUGGCGAAGCGUUAUACCCGCUUGUGGAUCAGCUGGAACAUGAUGCAGCAGCAAAGGUUACAGGCAUGCUUUUGGAGAUGGACCAGCCUGAGGUAUUGCAUCUAAUUGAGUCACCAGAUGCUCUGAAGGCAAAAGUAGCUGAAGCCAUGGAUGUUUUGAGGAAUGUUGCUCAGCAGCAAGCCAGCAGUCCAGCUGAUCAACUAGCUUCACUCUCUCUCAAUGACAAUCUUGUCUCUUAGAUUCCGUUGACAGGAAUCUGAAACUGCACUCUAGUUUUUUCUAUUUCGUAUGCUUCCCUCACUUUAUUUGCUGUUUUAGUCCGUACUAAGGAAGUCCUUGGUACUUCGCUUUCACAUUCUUUUUAUAUUUCGUUUCUGGAUUGCAGUAGUUUUAGCACAGCUUGUUGGAUUUAUUAGUUUAUGGAUUUAUGGUUUGCUUUAUUUUUGUCCUCUGUUCCUACUUGAUAGUUUUCGUUGAUUCUGUC
Cajanus cajan (pigeon pea) is the source of this 2483-nucleotide messenger RNA. RefSeq names its product polyadenylate-binding protein 2. The record is from RefSeq and is a predicted model, not a curated record. NCBI's taxonomy places the organism in Eukaryota, Viridiplantae, Streptophyta, Magnoliopsida, Fabales, Fabaceae. Gene Ontology annotation, molecular function: RNA binding.